Messenger RNA from Chrysemys picta bellii (western painted turtle), 2497 nucleotides. Its product is annotated as transmembrane protein 263-like. NCBI's taxonomy places the organism in Eukaryota, Metazoa, Chordata, Testudines, Emydidae. The record is from RefSeq and is a predicted model, not a curated record.
CCGGCCGGGUUGCCAUGGCGCUCUGUCCCGCCCCUCGCUCUGUGUUUACAUCGGGCAGGAGGAGCCGGGGACUCCGCAGCGGUCGCGUCCCGCUCCGUGCGCUGCUGCGCUCCAUCGGCCCCGAGCUGCGGGAGGGCAAGAGCGCGCCGGCAUGAAGGGUCCCAGCUUGGAAACGCAGAUGGUGGAAGAUGAAGCUGAGACAACCAGUGAAGAACUGCCCCCUCAUCUGCGGGAGGAGCCUCCUGAAGAUGGGGAAACUGAAUCACAGAGCAGGAAAGAGAUUUGUCCAAGGUCAACUAGCAGACUCCAGCAAGGACCAUCCACAACAGCAGGCGGGAGUGAUCUGGAGAGUGACGGGCGGCCUGUUCAGCAUCACGCGGGGAGCUGUGGGGGCGACGUUGGGAGGAGUUGCCUGGGUUGGCAGCAAGAGCCUGGAACUCACCAAAACAGCUGUGACCAGCGUCCCUGCCGCCAGUGUUGGACUGGUAAAGGGCGGCGUCUCGGUGGUGACCAGCGGCGUGGGAGCUGUGGGCAGUGCCGUUGCCAACAAAGUCCCUUUCACCACAAAGAAGAAGGACAAGGCUGACUAACCCUGAUUACAGCUUCCUUACAAAAGAUCAGUCCAUACGCUCCCUCUCCACAGCACCUCUUCAGAUUGGAAACAGCCACCUCAGGGAGGGGGCAAAGCACCAGUGCAGACUCCAGCUACAGCCCGCUCAGCACCACCUGCCUGGCUCAGAGCUCACAGAGUCACUGCAAAUUCCUUUCACUCCUAUCACCCCCUGGGGGUCCACUCUCCUCCGAGGGCUUUGUAGGCACAGCUGUCUCUACCCUGCAGUUUCCUUCCCCUUUCUUACUCUCCCGAGCCCAGAGGAGUGGGAGUGGGAACUGGGAGAUGGCAGGGGGUGGGUGGGAAGAACUGUGCUCCAGCAUGAAGCCCACACAUGCUCCUGAUGUUCCUUUCGUUGUAUUUAGUUAGGGUUCCGCUUCAGGCCCCUGGGAGGUAUUCUUAAGGUUUGCUGGGGGGAAGAGGGAAUUGUUAUAACAAAGUCCCAUUAACAUGAAGAAGAGAUACUAUGGCUAACGAAGGCUUGUUCCUCCCCGAGAGAAAUGGAGGGGAGUACCCAUGUCCCCUUGUCUAUAGGUCUAUAGGUCUUAGUCCCCAAGCUGGUCCUCCCAGCUCUGGGCACUCAGGCUGUGUGCGCCCUUGGAAGAGGGACCCCUCAGCCCUAACAGAGCAGCUCUCACGGUGAUAUCACACGAGUAUGUUGUACAAACUGGAGCAGACUUCCUAGUUUAGGGGUGAAUGGAGGAGGGAAUCUCUGUGUCUGUAGCCUGCGGGGGAGGGAGUACCAGGUCACCAUAGCGCCAGAGUCAGAGGCACCAUUGCAACGUCACAGCAGGGAGGCCAAGCCCCUGUAAUGUUAUAGCAGGAGGCAGCACUGCUGCCAUAAUGUUAUGGCAAUAGGCAGCCAGUGCAGCUUCAGCAGUAAGGGGCACCAAUGCUUUUGUCACAAGUGAUGCAAACUUGGCCUUAAUGUAAGCGGGUGCAACCUGCUGAAGUCAUUGGCGUUUCUCCCAUGCACAGCAGAGUCAGUUUGGCUCCAUGCCUUGCUCACGGUACCGCUCCUCAGCUGUGUUAAAGAACAUAUGUUUUAAAGGUGGGGACCCUGGUUUGCCUCCACGGGAUGUAAUGUUAAACCCUGGCAAAGCAUGUUUCUGAACCUCAUUUGAGUCCUGCAGUAGGGGUUAGCCUACGACACCAUUCUUACUAUGGCUUGGCACCUCAAAGAACAGCUCCCUGAGGUGUGGUGGCAUCAUUGUGAGCACACAAGCCUGCUUUAGAGAAUGAUUUCCCUGGAUUAGUGGGAGUACACUCCGAAGCCGGUGAGCGUAGAGCUAAUGCACAAUGCAUCAGCAAUUCGUACACCACACGCUACUCAUGGGGUUCCAACCUGCCUCAGUAGAACGAGCAUGUGGCACUAAAUAGUCAUCCUGUGUUCUUUACCCAGAAACUAAGUCUGCUGCUGCCUCUCCAUCCUACCCACUCAUGGUGUUCCAGGUGUCACAUGAUUCUCUCUGUCUCUGUCUCUCUCCCUGAGUCCCCGGCAAUCCCCAGGAUUAAUGGGAUAAGGAAAGCCCCAGGUUCCAGCAUUAACUCUGCCUUUCCUGGCUUUUGUCAGGUUUUUUGCCUAGAUUGUUAGGUUUUGGGGUACAUAGAAAAGUGACGCAGUGUUUGCAAUGUAUUUUAUAAAUAUGCAUCUAUAUUAGCAUGUGUGUAUGUAAUCUGCAGUACACAGGCAUGUUUUCAACCAGGUAAACUAAACUGUGCUACUGCUGCAGACCUGUUUACAUAUUCAUCUUUGGCAGUUCCAGCAUAUAGUUUUUUAUAUAGGGACGCUGGCCGAAUAAAAAGAAUGUUUUAGAAGAUGUUUUUCCCUGUGUUGCCUAAUACUUAGUUUAUUAAAACCAAAAGAAUGUUUAAAAAUCUCCUUUA